AUGUACAUCGCGCUUGCGUUCAUGGUCGGAACCAUGUACUACGACGUGGGUGAGGUGGCUCGUGGAGGUGAGCCUGUUGCCGCUGCAGCCGCGGCCACCUCGCUCCUGGCUCUGCUGUUCUACGUGCAGGCAUUUCUCGUCUUCAUGUCCGUCGCGAUCCUCCCGUUCUUCCUCGAGAUCAGGGACGUCUUCCGGCGGGAACGAGCCAACGGACAGAUCACCUGUCUGCCGUACGUGCUCGCCGACUUCCUCGCCGGACUUCCCGGCGUCACUCUCAUUGCUCUGAUCUCCACGAUGCUCGUCGUGUGGCUGGCGAAUCUCAAUGGCUUCGCCCAGUUCUUCGCGAACCUGCUGCUGUCUCUGAUCGUGGCCGAGUCCCUCAUGCACGUGAUCGGCGCCGCCCAGCCACACUACAUUAGAAAGAGCGUGUUCUACCGCUGCUGGCGGAAAACCGGGGGGGGUCACUACCGGAAAAGGCUGGCAACUUUCCACAGUAAAGCGGCGGUGGAUCACGCUCUCUCCUACAUUAUCGGCAUGGCAUUCGGGGCGGGCCUCUUCGGCAUGUUCAUGCUCUGCGAGGGAUUCAUGGUCAAGCCCCAGGACAUCCCGGACGGCUGGGUCUGGGGCUAUUACCUCGCCUUCCACACUUACUCUUUCGAGUGGUUCGUGCACAACCAAUUCGACGACGGGACGCUCGUCGGCGAGGCCGUCUUGAAGAGCUUCGAAAUGGAGGAUGUGGACCCGCUUCGGAACGCUCUCAUCCUGUCGGCGAACGCGGCCGUCUUCCAGGCGGCUUAUUUCAUGGUCCUGAAAGUCUUCCACACAGGGAAGCGUUGA
Molecule: messenger RNA, 837 nt
Organism: Prorocentrum cordatum
Lineage: Eukaryota; Dinophyceae; Prorocentrales; Prorocentraceae
Source: the annotation of a GenBank genome assembly